AAAAUUUUUUAUAAAAAAGAGAAGAAAAAAAAUAGACAUUUUAUAGAGAGAGAAAGUAGAGAGAGAAGGUGGAAUGAAGAAGAAGAAGAAAAGCAGCAAACAAGAGUUGGGAGAAGUAAGCAGCUGCUGUGUACUCUCGCCCUAAGCUUUCUCCCCUACUUUCACUCUUCUUCUUUUCUUCAAUCUUUCUCUCUCUAGACAAAAAAAAAACUUUGUGCUUUCUCUCUCUUACUUCCGUUUCUCACUCUACUUUCUCUCUCUAGAUUUCGCUUGUUUCAGACUCUACCCUUUUUUAUUUUUUUUGAAUUAAAUUUUUUUUUUUACUCCAUUUGAUCAAUCUAUGCCUCCUUCAUAUGUAAUCGAUUACGGGUAGUGAAAAUUGGAGAUUUUUUAGAUUUUUUUUUUUAAUUUUAAGAUUGUUAGGGAUUUUGGUUUUAUUUUUCUGGAUCUGAUGUACUGGGUAGGUUGAAAUUGAGGGAAUUUGAAAUGGGUUUGUGGUGAUUUUUUUUUGAAAUUUGAGUUUAAAUUUGUGGGUUGAUUUUGAUUUUUCAUUUUAAGCUCUUAAUUUUGGUUUUUUAUUUUUUGGAUUUUUUUUGUAGUUUGAAAUUUGAAUUGAUCUGAAUUUUUUUUUGAAAUUUGAGUAUUUUUUUCCUUUUUUUUUGGGAAUUUUAGGGUUGUGUUUUCGAUCUGGGUUCUGAGAAUUGAGAGUCUUUCAAGGUUAAUUUUUUUUUACUCAGAGUUGCUGAAAUUGUUCUUAAUUUCUCCUGGAUUGAGUGAACAAUUUGUGCAGCAUUAUAAUUCCCAGUUAUAAAAAAAUCUGUAGGUUAGCUUAUUUGGGCUCGAAUUUGUCUGAUUUUAGGUUGAAAAUUAUGCAAACCAUUUGUUAGUGAUCAUCAUUACAGUUCAACUGUUUCAGGCACACUAUUGAGAUGAUCGAAAUGACGAGCGACAGUGAUAAAAGGAGGGCUGCAAAAUGUCGAAAAAAUUCCCCUAGUGCUGAAGAGGUUUCCAGUGGGGGUAAUUCUUCUGGGGGAAGUUCUCUGAAGAAAGGUCCAUGGACAUCAGCUGAGGAUGCAAUUUUGGUAGAAUAUGUUACAAAGCAUGGGGAGGGGAACUGGAAUGCAGUCCAAAAACAUUCAGGACUUUCACGCUGUGGGAAAAGCUGCCGUUUGCGAUGGGCUAAUCACUUGAGACCAGAUUUGAAAAAAGGUGCAUUCACCCCUGAAGAAGAAAAUCGUAUCAUAGAACUCCAUGCUAAAAUGGGAAAUAAAUGGGCUCGUAUGGCUGCAGAGCUGCCUGGACGUACAGAUAACGAGAUAAAGAACUACUGGAAUACAAGAAUUAAGAGGUUGCAACGCGCUGGCUUACCCAUUUAUCCCCCUAGUGUUCGUUUGCAUGCAAUGAGUGAGUCUCAACAAAGUGAGGAUAUGAUGACAUGCCAGAAUGGAGAUCUACACGGUUCUGAGGCCUCAGAGUCUAGUGGUUUUGACAUUCCUGAUGUGGAGUUCAAAAAUUUAGGACUCAAUCAGGGAUAUCUAAACUGUUCUCCAGCGCUACUUGAUAUGCCUCCUACAAGCCUCCUCCAAAAAGGUGUGAGCUCGUCUAGCAGCUAUGGCUUCAUGUUCUCAGCAUUGAAUCCUCACAAACGCCUUCGGGAGGUGGAAAGUCAGUUUCAUAGUUCUGUUGCAAGCACCAGCAACGCCUUUUCCUCAUUUGAUCAGCAUGAAGAUGAUCUCUUUGGAAGGCUUACCUCUGUGCAGCCACUUUGGUCACCGCCUUCAUAUGAUCCUGAUUUCAAUAUCGAUCAGACCUCCCCUAUUGACGUUCUUGGUAGCCAUGCCCCUAUAAAUGGCAAUUCCUCUUCUUCUGAGCCCAUUCAUGAGGCCAUGAAGCUGGAGCUCCCUUCACUCCAAUACUCAGCGUCUCAAGUAGGUAGUUGGGCUACACCAUCUUCCCCAUUGCCUUCCCUUGAGUCAGUUGAUACUUUAAUCCAAUCUCCCUUGAGUGAGCACACUCAAUCAAAUUGUCCUUCCCCACGCAGCAGUGGCCUGUUGGAGGCAAUUGUUUAUGAAUCACGGUCUUUGAAGUGCUCAAACUAUAAUGCGCACCAGCAGAUUUCAGAGCCUUCUGUAAUGGCUGGUGAUGGUGUUGAAUCCUCAUCACGGAAUGUAUGUGAAACAAGAUGGGAUGCGUGUGGUGAUCCAAUGUCACCACUUAGUCAAUCUGCUGCUUCUGUUUUUGUUGAGUACACUCCUGUGAGUGGUGGAAGCUCAUCAGAUGAACCCCAGUCAGCUGAGAAUGAGGUCAUACCAGGCCAAUUCAAGCCAGAAGCAGCUGACUGGAUAUCAGAUGGAAACAAAGAUGUUUUGUGUCCGUUAGAUUACUUAAGACCCGAUGCUUUGCUGGAUUCAUUUUGGUAUAGCCAUCGUGCUGGGCUUAGCAAGGAUCAAUCAGUUACAGGAGAUGAUGGGGCACUUCUAGGUGAUGAUCUCAGUUGCGAAUAUAAACAAGCCAGUGCUCUGCCCUCGGAUGAAUCGAAUCAAAGUUUUGGGCUGGGUUCUUCAACAUGGGAUAUCUCUGCUGUCUACCCUUUCUCAAAGAACGAUUGAUUGUGCCUUGAUGCAUCUCAUUUCACCUGAAUUUCAUGUGUUCAUAUUUGAACUUGACUGACUCUUUGUUCAUUGGAAAAACAAAAAAAAAUGUUCUGUGAUGAUUAUUUGGUUUAUAUUUUUAGUUCUGUGUUGCUGGUGUAAGAAUCUUGGGUUUUCGGAGACCAUUUUUUGUUGGAAAGAAGAUUUAAUGAGAAACUUGAGGUCCCAUACUAA
This is a messenger RNA of Beta vulgaris subsp. vulgaris (sugar beet), 2825 nucleotides long. Its product is annotated as transcription factor GAMYB. NCBI's taxonomy places the organism in Eukaryota, Viridiplantae, Streptophyta, Magnoliopsida, Caryophyllales, Amaranthaceae. The coding region runs from base 930 to 2609 and encodes 559 amino acids. The record is from RefSeq and is a predicted model, not a curated record. The transcript has 4 exons.